Molecule: messenger RNA, 1718 nt
Organism: Anolis sagrei ordinatus
Lineage: Eukaryota; Metazoa; Chordata; Lepidosauria; Squamata; Anolidae
Gene: CD276
Product: CD276 molecule
Biological process (GO): T cell receptor signaling pathway; regulation of cytokine production
Cellular component (GO): external side of plasma membrane
Molecular function (GO): signaling receptor binding
Source: RefSeq, a predicted model, not a curated record
UCCUCCCCACCAAAAGAAAAGUACUGGACUUCUAUUCAGCCCUGCCUCCCCCUUGGCAAGGGGCUGGAAGACCCGCCCUGGGCAGCAGCUGGAGGAGGAAGAAAGAAGAAAGGAAGGAAGAGAGGAAGAAAUAGAGAGAGAAAGAAACAAAGAAACCCAGCAAAGAAGGGAGAAAAAACGCCUGGAGAGAGAAUUUAUAUUCAUGUCCCUACCUGCUUGAUUUUCCUGCCAGGAAAAGUAAAGAUUGCAGUCUCCGAUUUUGCCUUCACGCCUCUGCUGAAAUUGUCUCUCCAAGGCCUCGGCCUCCAACAGAAAAUGUACUUUCCACAGUUGAUCUUAAGUCUUGCAUUAUCAGCUCUGGGUGGUUGCCUAGAAAUCAAGGUCCCCAAUGACCCCGCGGUGGCCCUCGUUGGCCAGGAUGCCACCCUUCGCUGCUCCUUCUCCCCGGAUGCCAACUUCAGCCUGAACGACCUCAGCCUCAUCUGGCAGCUGACUGACACCAAACGGUUGAUACACAGUUUUUCUGAUGGCCAGGACCAGUUGGCCAACCAAGAAAGCAGCUACGCCAACCGGACCUCCCUCUUCUAUGACCAGCUGCCUCGGGGAAAUGUCUCCCUGCUCCUUCGGCGAAUCCAGAUUUCCGAUGAAGGGAGCUUCACUUGUUUUGUCCGGGUCCGGGACUAUAGCAGCGCUGCCGUGGCAUUGCAAGUUGCAGCCUUCUAUUCCAAGCCCAAUUUGAACCUGGAACCCAACAAGAACCUGAAGCCUGGAGACCUGGUUACGAUGACGUGCCACACUUUUUCUGGUUACCCCGAGGCCAUGGUCCUUUGGCACGAUGGCCAAGGGAACAACAUCACGGAGAACAUCACCACCUCCCAAGUGGCCAACGAGGAAGGCCUUUUCGAUGUGAGGAGCGUCUUACGGGUGGUCCUUGAACCCAACAGCACAUAUAGUUGCCUGGUGAAGAACCCCUUGCUUCAGCAGGAGACCCAUGCUUCAGUCACCAUCACAGGCCAGCACCUUCUUUUUCCAGCUGUGGCCCUCUGGGUCACUGUUGGUUUGACCAUCUGCCUUGUCAUCCUCUUGAUCGCCUUGGCCUACGUGUGCCAGAAGAAAAUCCGCCAGAGCUGCAAAGAAGAGAAAGAGAAAGCCGGGAUAGAGGAACAGGAUGAAGGAGAAGGAUCCAAGACAGCUUUGCAGCCUCUGAAGAGUGUGGAUAUCAAAGAAGACAUGGGAGAAGAAAUAGACUGACAGGAACAGGAGAGAAUGCCGUGAUAACCCCAGAUUGGUCCUGCUCUGUGGGCUCUUCUUUCAGCAGUUGACUGUAGAAAACAUUGGAGAACCUUGAGGAGACCUCCCAUCUUCUGUUUACCAGUUUCAGUCACCCAAUUCCCCUUUAUUCAUACUCCUGUGUAAACUCUGGAUAGACCUGGUUGCAUUGCCUUGAGGCUCCCAUCACAUGUCUAGAAUUGAGAAGAAAGACUACAGCAUUCUCUUUACUGGGUGUCUUACCUUCCUUCCAUCUUUCUCAUUUGGAGUCAUGACACCCAAAGUCCCUCUUUGCUGAUUUUUUGUUGUUGUCACUAUGGUUGCUCUGCUCGAACAGCAUUGAUUUUGGACAUGAAAAGGGAGCAUGGGCAAACCUGAUGUUCUCCAUAAUUAUUAUACCAAAGAGAAGAGCAUUGCAACUGGAACUACUUUGCUGUGUCACUACUUCC